CGGGUUUGUUGCAUACCACUGGCACUCCCCUAUCCUCUUGUAACCUCGGGGGUAGGCGCCACUAGCGCCACCACGCUAGUUCCGGCUUCAUUUCAAAGCAUAAAACUGUUCGCGAGACUCAGUGCGCCGUGCGCGCUUCGAGGGAAAAGACGUGUGUGUUGUUUCUCUCCGUACGAAAAAACAUUUCCUUUUUUCGCUUUCGAUAAACCCAUUGACCGACCCUUUUUACACGUGACGUAAUUCGACGUUCGGUGUUUUCGCGAUUAUAUUUUUUGUUUCACUCGUCUUUUACUUUCAUCAAUUUAUUUUAUUUUAUCAAAACAAUACGGAAUAAACAUUGACAAAUAUAAAUAGACAGUUAUUUUUACUUUUAUGGACAGAUAUCACAGUUUGUUCUCUUAUUUUCCAUUCUCUCUCUCUCUCUCUCUCUCGUAUUUGAUUCGUCGAAAUAUUUGAUAAAAGACACAGAAAAUAAAUACCAAUGGCUUUUGUGAACGUGAGAAGAGUAUAUUCUUUGGUGAUGUUUCUCUUUCGAAAAAUCGAGAGAACGAGAGGCUCUAACAGCUGAAUUUUUCGUGAAUACUUUGAGCACACCAAACACCAGCGGGCAUCGUGAACAAAUAAAAGGGUUGCUGCUACUGCUGCGAGGGAGGAAGAAAGGAAGGAAAGAAGAUGAUGUGUUGGUUCCUUUUAAAAAGGAAGAAUUCAUAAUACAGAUGGAAAAAAGAAGCUCCAGGGCAAAUAAUUUCUUUCAUGCGAAUGAUUUCUUUGGGUAGUGGCAACAGAAGUCCGUUGAUUCGAACGUAAUUUUAUCUUGGCCCGAAUACGUUGUGAAGAUUCAACGACAGAGAAACGAGAAAAUAUAUAGAUAUAUAUAUAUAUAUACACCUAUAAGGUCUCGCCUUUAAUAAGCGAAUCCCACGAGAAAUUAACGGGCACCUAUGAAUCAGGAACGUGGGAUCAGCGAGUAAUAGUGGUCGUUGUAGCUCCUGAUCCCAAGGAACGAGAUUACCUUCGACGAGAGAAUACGUUCUCCUUGACCAACGACGACUAUGAGACGAUAGAUGGAAUCGAACCAGAUAUCUAAUAUUACGAUUUCUAAGAAAACUUCGAUAAGGAAGAAAAGUUUGAUUUCACGGAAACAUGUCACGUUUUUUAAAAAUUCGAGUUAAAAUGCGCCACAAAUGACGUAGAUCGUCAAUUGUGUGGUGGUCAUUGUUACUACUACUACUAAUAAUAUUCUCUCUCUCUCUCUCUUCCUCCAUUACCAAUGAGCACGAAGAUCGAAGGUAAAAUCCGUGGACGAAAGAAACGAUGGCUCGAGGAGGCUGGUGGAGGGGGGGAGGGAAUACAUAGGAACCGCGACUAGAGCUCGUAGAAAUUCGAGCACGGAGAGCCACGUAAAACCACGUCAUGGCGUUCUGACGUUUCCGUGACAGGACUCGGAAAUGGCGAUGCUCUGAGGAUAGCACGUUGAGAGUAAGAGAGGAAGAGAGAGAGAGAGAGAGAGAGAAUAUAUAUAUAUAUACGCGUGUUCAACUAUGUGUGAUCGCCAUCGCGCCGGAAACGUUGCUGCCGCUGCUGCUGCUGCUGUUGCUCUACUACUGCUACUACUCGUGAGUAGCUCUGAUCCUCGGGAUAGCAGUAAACGUCCGGGUCUGUUCGGACCGAUUAUCGUACCUGCAGACAAUUAUACGAGAGAGUCCUCAAGUGAUUAGAGACGACGAGCGAGUGUGUUUUCGGAGUGAUAGGACGUAUGAGAAUAUACGUAACAAGAAAGAACAACAGAAAAGGUGUUUCUACGGAAAAAUAUAUUUAUUUAAUAAAUAAUAAGUGGAAUCGAAAGAAAUUUCCAUUUACCGAAAGGUGUGUUUUUAUCGGAUAGCUAGCAGUAGUUAAUAUCCGUUAGCUAUGAUAUCUACAGAUCGAAGCUUUAGUAUUAUUACUAGUUUGAAAUAUAAUAAUAAAUACGUAGUAGCACAGUAUGACUAAUCGGACAAUCAGCUUUACCGCUUGCCGAGUAGUAGUCGGUGGUUCGUGUAUGGUCGUCGGAUCGCCGCGAUCUCAACGCGUUCGCGUCGUGUAUGCCUCCUGAAAUAGUAAUAGCAGCAGCAGCAGCAGCAGCAGCAGCAGUGGCAGCAAUAGUAGUGGUUACUUCUUCGUUCAAACAACGACAACUACUACUACGACUACGACGACGACGACGACGACGACGACGAAGGUGGCGAAGAAAGAGAAGGAGAAAGUGGGCGGUUACGAGAAACCUUCUGAAAGGGAGCUUGUUCCUGUAGAUAGGAGAAGGAAAGAUAAGAAGAGAAGCGAAACUCUGUUACAGCGCGUUAGAAGAAGAACAGAACAGCGGUGGGAGACAACGCUCGUGAAAAGGGUUGAAGGAGGAGGAAAGGGCGGAGUAUACGAGGGUGGCCACGAGGGAAAGGGACUUGAACGCAGAGAAGUUUCUGUCUGUCCGAAGUGGAUGGGGGUGAAAAUGUUCCGAGUGUUGCUGGCAUGUGUCUGGCUGGUUGCCGGCAGCCCGUUACAUCCCUGGCCGCUAAUACCCCAAAGAGCCAGCAUCACGAGAGACUCCUACAUUAGACACUACAGUCCAGCUUGGUACGACACAGCGGCGCUGAGGGAACAUCGAGCAAGAACUCGUCGAGAUACUUCAACUUCCAGUCGGUCAAAGGACGCAACGUUGAACCUACGUCUUCGUGCUCUUGACAGAGAGUUUAAGAUGAGACUCGUAAGAGACACCAGCCUCUUCCACGAAGAUACAAUUUUCGAAGGAUCGAACGACCGAAAUAUUGCCUUCGAUCCUUCCCACGUAUACAGCGGCACGUUGGAGGACGACGAAAAUUCUUUGGUUCACGGUAUGGUCACUUCCGAGGGUCUUUUCGAUGGAACUAUCUUCACGGCUUCCGAUGAGAUUUACAUCGAACCGGCUAACAGAUAUUCCUCUUCAUCCGUCAAUUGUCAUCGACUUCAUUCCGAAAACGAUUAUCGAUGCGGAAAUCAAUCCGAUGAUUUACGUCAUCAUCAUACCAUCGCUUAUCGUUCGAAAGAUAUUUCUGUCUUACCAACUCAAUCCUGUGCAAGCGAGGAACUUUUUCAUCGAACCGGUCGAAAUCUAUUCAGGAACAACAACGAGACUGGAAGGAACGGAUAUCUUCUUGCUGGUGGCACAAUGCGCCCGUUUUAUCAACACGUAAAUGAAGGGACGAAUCGUGCGAAGCCAGGAUUCUAUCCAAUGGAUGCGAGGAAAAAGGACCCCAUGGCGUUCUCUCAUAAUCUCGAGCUUAUAGACAAAUUGUACAGAGAAAGAUAUGAAAAGAUCUUACGAAGAAAGAAAUGGAUCGAUCCGAAAAAGACAACCUGUAUGCUGUACCUGCAAGCAGAUCACACGUUCUUCGAACAUUACAAAUCGGAAGAAGCGUGCAUCGAAGUUAUGACUCGUCACGUUCAACGUGUUAACUCCAUUUACAGACACACAGAUUUUAAUCAGGAUGGACAACCGGACAACAUCAGUUUUAUGAUUAAACGCGUGAAAGUACACGGAGAGGAAGCAUUGCAAGAUCCAUCGUAUAGAUUUACGGGUAAUUACGGAGUUGAAGAAUUUCUCGAGCUAUUUUCCGAGGAAGAUUACGAUGCCUUUUGUCUCUCCUAUAUGUUCACUUACCGUGAUUUCGAAAAGGGUACGCUGGGUUUGGCUUGGACAGGUGAUCUCAAGAACGCAGGUGGUGUUUGCGAGAAAAACGGACAUUACAGAGGUAGCAUGAAAUCUCUCAACACUGGCAUAAUCACCCUACUCAACUACGGGAAGCACGUACCACCGACGGUUUCUCACGUUACCCUUGCACACGAGAUCGGCCACAAUUUUGGAUCUCCUCAUGAUCCCGACGAGUGUUCACCAGGCGGCGAGGAUGGGAAUUUCAUAAUGUUCGCAAGGGCUACGAGUGGCGACAAGCGGAACAACAAUCGAUUCAGUCCGUGCAGUCUCGUCUCCAUAAACCCAGUCCUAAAUACCAAGGCUCGUUCUCCGAAAGGAUGUUUCGCUGAGCCUCAGUCGGCCAUUUGCGGAAACGGCGUAGUGGAAGAGGGUGAGGAGUGCGAUUGCGGAUGGGAGGAGGACUGCAAUGAUCCUUGUUGCCACCCUCAACGGCUCCAUCAUGUCCCUCAUGAGAUACCUUGUCGCCUUGCCGAUGGCGCAGUUUGCAGUCCCAGUCAGGGGCCGUGCUGCACGUCGGCUUGUACUUUACGCAGCGGGGACAAGUGCAGGGACGACAACGGAUGCAGGGACGCGAGCUUUUGCGACGGCCGAGGUCCCCAGUGUCCGCCAUCCAUCAACAAACCCAACAAGACCAUAUGCAACGAGGAGUUCGUCUGUUACAUGGGGGAAUGCACUGGCAGCAUUUGUCUGGCUUACGGUUUGGAAUCCUGUCAAUGUAUCGCAGGACCAAAGGAUCCACCAACCAAGAGCUGUGAACUCUGCUGUAAAUUACCAGGAGAGAAUAAAACAUGCGUAUCGUCCUUCACUUGGAAUUCAGCCCCUUACGAUAUACCGGACAUGCUUUCAAAGCCUGGCACACCUUGCAACAACUACAAUGGUUACUGCGACGUUUUUCAAAGAUGCCGAGAGGUUGAUCCGAGUGGACCCUUGGCUACCUUGAGAAGACUUCUUCUAUCCGAUGCGAGUCUUGCUAACUUUCAACGAUGGAUCACCGAAUGUUGGUUCAUAGUUGCCUUGAUGAUUUUCCUUCCGCUAUUAUUACUGUGCGUUGUGACGUGGCUAUUGUGCAAACGGCGAGUACCGCGUAUGAAAAUCCUUCCAAUAGGUCAAGAAACUCGAGAAGAUGGAACGUCGAAUGAUGGUAGAAUACAAUCGAUGAACAUUUCGGACAUCAAAAAGCGUAUAGUCGAGGCUAUGAAAAGCAUCGUCUCGCCGCGUGAUAAGAGGAACGACGAGGAAUCUUUGCGGGCGAGUACCUGUAUCUCCAGGAUUCUACGUCUUCUAGAAAAAGACGGUACUCGAGCGGUCGAUCGUUCGGAAAAGCAGAGCUUGAACGAGAUCGAAGAGGUAGAAGGUAAGAAGAGAAGAAGUAGAAGUGAAAAGAGACGAGAGAAAAGGAGAAAACAAAUGGAAAAGGAAGAAUUGGAGAAGAAAGAAAAUAAGAGAACGCUCCUUCCUCGUGUCGAGUGCCAAGAGAGCGAGAGGAAUAUCGGACGAUGGCGAAGAAUCUCUUUUAUUCUACCGGGAAGAACUAUUCCUACCAACUUGACUUCCACUGGAGAAAACAUGACAACAAACUCGUACGACAUCGAACGAAAAGUUAGUCAAAAUUCGAUGAAUUAUCAAAGUGAAUCAUUGGUAGUGCCGGACACACCCGAUACGCCGAUCGAUAUGGUCGAAGGAAGAAUACAAACGUCAGAUUUGACAGUCCUCUUAUCAGAAAGUUAGUCGUGGGAUAGAUUUGUUUUCUUCUAUUCGACUUCUUGAUUACAUUAUUGAUGAACUACGAAGUCGGAUACAGCUGGGUAUUCCGAAGAGUUUGUAAAUGUUGUAUAUAAUCGUCGAAUCGAUAAGUAUAUUAUAUUCGUGUCGAUCGUAGAAAAAAGCAUCUAGAAUUCGAUAUAAGAAUGAAAAUGAUCGAAUAAUAUGAAAGAUAUGAAAGAUUCGUAUUUUAAUCGAGUAUAGAAGCGGACCAAUCGUAGAGGAGGUCGUCCCGAAGUUUAGUAUUGAUGUAUGUAUGCGUGUAGAAGAAUGUAUAAGUAAUCUCGAUCAUUAUUGUAAAAACAAAAAUAAAUCCUAUGCUACUAAUUCACUAUAA
Molecule: messenger RNA, 5825 nt
Organism: Polistes dominula (European paper wasp)
Lineage: Eukaryota; Metazoa; Arthropoda; Insecta; Hymenoptera; Vespidae
Product: disintegrin and metalloproteinase domain-containing protein 10
Biological process (GO): membrane protein ectodomain proteolysis; Notch signaling pathway
Cellular component (GO): plasma membrane
Molecular function (GO): metalloendopeptidase activity
Source: RefSeq, a predicted model, not a curated record